Molecule: messenger RNA, 1585 nt
Organism: Elaeis guineensis (African oil palm)
Lineage: Eukaryota; Viridiplantae; Streptophyta; Magnoliopsida; Arecales; Arecaceae
Product: beta-glucuronosyltransferase GlcAT14A
Cellular component (GO): membrane
Molecular function (GO): glucuronosyltransferase activity
Source: RefSeq, a predicted model, not a curated record
UUCUUCCAAUCUCCCACCCGAAACAGAAAGAUGGACGGUUGUGAUUUGCCAAUCACAGCUACACGCUGCUUCUCCUGCUAAGCAAGCAACCAACGCAAGGAAAAAGGAGCCACCGUCCGAACAAGGCGGAGGAGAAAGAGGAGAUAAUAAUAAUAAUAAUGCAGUCGGCUCCUCCUCUGCCGUCCUCCAAGGAGUCCCGUCACCUUUCCUGCAUUCGCGUCACCGCCUUCGUCGCCCUCCUCCUCCUCCUCCUUUUCCUCUCAUUCUCCUCCUCGCCCCCCUCCUCCGCCGCCUCCCCGCUCCGCUCCUCCGCCGCCGCCCCGCUCCGAUCCUCCGCCGCCGCACUCAUCUCCUCCUCACCGCCUCCCCCCUCCUUCGCCUACCUCCUCUCGGGCACCGUCGGCGACGCCGACUGCCUCCUCCGCCUCCUCCGCGCCACCUACCACCCCAGGAACCUCUACCUCCUCCACCUCGACGGCGCCGCCCCCCAGGCCCAGCGCGACCGCCUCGCCCGCGCCGUCCGCGCCGUCCCGGUCUUCCGAUCCGCCGGAAACGUCCACGUCAUUGGCAAGCCCGACUUCGCCAACCCCCGCGGCUCCUCCGCCCUCGCCGCCACCCUCCAUGCCGCCGCCAUCCUCCUCCGCCUCGGCCCUAAUUGGGACUGGUUCAUCAAUCUCCAUGCCUCCGAUUACCCUCUCGUUACCCAGGAUGAUCUUCUUCAUGUUUUUUCUUUCUUACCCAAGGAUCUCAGCUUUGUUCAGCAUUCAAGCUAUAUUGGCCGGAAAGAGUCUCGGCGACUAAAACCAAUUAUAGUUGAUUUUGGUCUUUAUCUUUCAUUAAGGACUGAAGUGUUUUAUGCUACACAGAAGCGCGAGUUGCCAAAUGCCUACAGGUUAUUUACAGGUUCUGCUUCUGUAAUCCUGAGUCGGAAAUUUGUGGAGUAUUGCAUUUUGGGUACUGACAAUUUACCGCGAGCUCUUCUUAUGUACUAUGGAAACACGCCUUCAUCACAUAUGAACUACUUCCAAACCGUUCUCUGCAACUCUCCUGAAUUCAACAUGACCGUUGUUAACCAUGAUCUACACUAUGUAAUGGGGGACAUGCCCCUAAAACCUGAACCACGUGUACUGACUACAAAUGACUUGGAGAAUAUGACUCAGAGUGGUGCAGCCUUUGGUACAAGGUUUGCCAAAGAUGAUCUUGUUCUCAACCACAUAGAUCACGAGGUCUUGAAUCGUGAUCCCAGCAAGAUGGUUCCAGGAGGCUGGUGUUUGGGUAACGGCAGUGGUGACGCAUGCAUGAUCUGGGGUAAUGCUGAUGUUUUGAGCCCAGGUCCCAGAGCCAUGAAGCUUGCAGACUUUAUGGCACUGCUGCUCUCCACUGGGACCUUACAUUCACAUCAAUGCAUAUGGGACUGAUCAUGUAAUUUAAUGCACAUCUCCUUCUAGAAAAUUUUGUUUAUUGAUUCAUGUCUUUAGGUCCCAUUGUACUAUCAUCGUAUCUUACAGUUUGGUUGAUUAAAAUGGUGUUCUGUCAGUAUCUUGUUACAUUUUCAACCAUUAUUCAGAUAUAUUUCCUUCUGCCA